This is a messenger RNA of Episyrphus balteatus (marmalade hoverfly), 1457 nucleotides long. RefSeq lists its product as uncharacterized. The coding region runs from base 261 to 992 and encodes 243 amino acids. The transcript is spliced from 4 exons. The record is from RefSeq and is a predicted model, not a curated record. NCBI's taxonomy places the organism in Eukaryota, Metazoa, Arthropoda, Insecta, Diptera, Syrphidae.
UUCUAGUUUCUCAUCAACACUCGGACCUUGUACGCUCGUACAUUUGUUGCAAAGAACAAAAAAAAAAAAAAACACCUUUAAUUAAAUAUUAACAUUCUCUACGUCAGUAGAAAAAGCACAGCCCCCAACGAACCCCCCUGGUAUCGAUUUAACAAGUUGUCAGUUCACAUUUGAUGUGAAAGUGAAAACUUUCUCACUUAAGUGCAAUCAAUUGAAACUAAGUACACAAAAACAAUAAUUUAAUCGUAUCUAUUUGCAAAAUGCAACUACAAAUGGGAUUUUGGAGACGCGCCGUGGAUACAGCUUUAGCGCCGAUUUCUCCAAAAAAUCUACGUUUGUCAGCAAUUUUGAUUGCAAUCUAUCAAUUGCUGAUUGCUCAUGUUUUGUUGUUCAUUGUUCUAUUGGGUUUAGCCCAUGCUGAACAAAUGAAGAAUAUGCUGGCACUGGACAUUGAAGAUCAAAAGGAAUACGGGUUCUACGACUUGACCCCGUUUCCGAAUCAAAUGCGUCUCAAGACUGCAUCGCAAUUGGUUUCUGUCACCGAAGUGCUUUUGUACAUUUUGACCGCCAUUUCGUCGGUUUAUUUACUCAGCUGCUUGGCAUUGUUUGCUGGAGUAUUUAAAAAUCGUUCCGAAUUGAUAUUGCCAUGGUUGGUAGUGGAAUUUAUUUUCAUCAUAAUGGCAAUGGUGGCAACGUUUUGGUGUCAGAAUGAGAAAUUUGUGGGACUCAUCGGUGGAAAGUUUCAAUACUGUAAGUAUAUGAUAUUUUCCAUCUGUUUUGGAUUUAUACUAUUCGACAGCAUUAUUUGGUACAUUAUGCACUCAUUCUAUCAAAGCCUUCGUCAAAUGAAUAAACUAACUGAGAUUGCAACUGUGGCUAUACCUUGUCCACCACCAGGCUCUAUUCCAUUCCAUUUUCGACGAGAAAAUAUGUAUUUGGGUAGCAAUGGCUACAAGCAUAUCCUUUCCGAAGCUCCAGAUGGAAAUUAUUAAAACUUCAACAUACCUUCAUUUUAUUGCGAACAAAAGAAUUAAUUUAGUGAUCAAAAAUAUAUAUUUAAAAGAAAAAAAAUUAUAAUAAAAUUAGUUCCACGAACUCUCUCAUUCUGUAGAUAAAAUAAUAUGGCAGGGUAUACAACAAUUGUGAACACAAACAAAAAACGAUAUAUGUUAAUAAUUUAGAAUGAAGACAACAAAAAAUAUUUUCUUAAAAAAAAACUAUCUAGCACCUUAUUUCUCUCUCUAUUUAUCUCUUUAUAUUUUAUAGUGCCUAUAUAUAUCUAUUUACUUUAUAAGUGAUUUAAAUUGAUCAACUACAAAAAUUAGCCUUUUCUUAUUAGAACUCUUUGGAACUGUUAUAUCAAUGUAAGCCCAUAAUUAAGAGACAGAUGUGUUUUUAAUUGAAAAUCUUAUAUCUACAAUCAACAACAAAAUUUGUAAUUACAUCACAUUUUUUUU